AGAAUUGAUCAACUUCCAUCGGAUGUACCGACGUAUUUGACCGCUGCAGCGGGACCAUCAAGAUAUCCGUCAAGGAAAUUUUGUUCGGUGUGUGGAUACUUGUCGAAUUACAGUUGUAAAACUUGUGGGAUGAAGUAUUGUAGUGUCAAAUGCUUGGAAACUCAUGAAGAAACAAGUGUGAUAAUAGGUGAAAAACAAAAGGAUGACGGUAGGUUAGAAGAUCGAUUGGUUGAGAAAUAG
This is a messenger RNA of Acaulospora morrowiae, 240 nucleotides long. The record is from the annotation of a GenBank genome assembly. NCBI's taxonomy places the organism in Eukaryota, Fungi, Glomeromycota, Glomeromycetes, Diversisporales, Acaulosporaceae.